AUAUUUUACCUUUUAUUUGAGAUGACAUUCAACAGUAUAAGAACAGUUUAUUACAAAUUUAAAAAAUACUAUAUAAUGAAACCUCUAAUAAAAAAUCAUACAUACAAAUAAACAUGCAAGAUACAUACCAUACAUUUCUCAUACAAACAAUACUUUAUUGUUUCAGAUAUCUUAAAGUUUUAAUUCUGUAUUACAUUCUACAAUGGUAUAAGUAAACCCAAUAUUCCAAAGAUGUGAACAGAUCAAAAUGGUUUUCUUUGUUCAAAAGUGUUGUAGAGAUCAGAAAGUCUUAAGACGUUCAAAUUUUUGUUGAUAAAACAUUAAAAAUUGAACUGUAAACAUACGCUUUUUAGUAUAUUAUACUCAAUAUUCAAACAAUAACUGAAUGGGCAUAAGCUUAUAUGAGACCUAUAUGACGGAACAUAAAUGUUCAUAAGCUUUCACAUAGCGCCAUUGUCAGUAAAGUUUAACAUUGAAUAUUAUAAAUUGUUGAAUAGUUAACACUGAAAGGGUGAAAUUUUUUCAGAGAACUAUGCUUUCCAUCAAGAUACCACAUUUGGAAGUUUCUGAGGAAAUAUUCUCCUACCAUCGUUUAGAACAUACUUUCUGACAGUUAGCAAAAAGAUCUGAAUAUUUUUAAACGACAUAGCUUUUAGAACCAAAAUAUCAGAACAUAGAAGUGUAAACAUAGUAAAUAAAGCGGGGGUAGUUUUCCCUGUGAACAUAGUAAAUAUUUUUAUAAAAUGAAAAAUAACUUACUACAAAGUGAGAACUAAUGAAUUAUAAUUCUUUAUAAAAGAAAAAUAUCCCACAUUCAUUAGCAUUUUUUGAAAUUAAGCCUGAAAAAAUGCUGAUUAAAACAUCAGAAUAAAUGCUCCAGUUGACAAAGAUGAGAAAAAGAAUCUUGUGAAAUUGUGAAAAAGAAAUUAAGAACUGUUGAAUCAUCAAAUACAUCAAAUUGCUCUUUAAAAUUCCAAUACAUUAUACAUCGAUUAUUAUAAAGGCAUUACAAAACUGUAAAAAACAUUCUAGAGAUGUGGUAUUUAGUUUGAAUAUGAAAUAAAGAAUCAUACAUUAUUCAUAAACAGACUGACAGGCUUGUAACCUUUCAAUUAUUAACUGGACAUAUACUUACUUUAAUACAUCUAUUACAUUUAGUUCAUAUGGAACAAAAACUGAUGUUUACUGUUUAAUGCGAUUACAGAAACUACAAAACAUUUCAAUGAAAUGUGUCAAUCAGAAUAAGAAGCUGAAAGGUUACGCCAUACAAAUGUACACGAUUCUUUAUUAUAUCAAUUUGCAACAUUAGUAUCAUUUUAUUAAAAAAUUAAUCAUAUGAUUUUAAUAAACAUUUAUAAAUUGCACUCAUCUCUAUACAUGAUUUUAAAAUAUAUUUUGUAUAACCCAGGUAUAUUCCACAUCACACGGUAUGAUUAAUAUUAUAACAUUACAGCACUCAAUUUGUAUGUAUAUAAUAAAUCAAAAAAUCUGAAUUGAUGAUAUACAUAAAAUAUGGCACAAUUAAGACAAUUCAGGUUCAGAAAAUUUUUUAUAGCAUCUUAACUUUACCAGAAAAUAAAAAUAAUAAGACAGAUCUAUAAAUGGUUCUCAGCGUUUUUAAAAAUGAGUUUGUUUGAACAAAAAAAUUACUAAUACACACAACGCGAAUUGAUUAUUACCCAUUAUAAUUAUUUUUUAUAAAUUGCAAUCAAUAAAGCAAUAAAUUAUUAAUGUGACCAAAAUUGAAUUGUAAAAAUGCUGGUUUCCAUUAGUAAACAAUAAUUACAGUAGGCGCAAGCUAGGAAGAACCUGCGCAGAACUGGUCUUCGUACCGCUUCAGCCGAACGGUGUCGACGCGUCAUUUGUUAAGAAAUGCAUACUAUACUUUGUCUCAAAGUGACUAGUCUGUGCAUGGUAAGAUAUGCAAUGCUAACCUUAUGGGAAGUUCACCAAGACGUUGCCAGUAUUUAUGCAGUGAGCGAUGCCGUUCUCUAUUGUCUAUCUUUCAAAAUAAACGGAAUAAACCGAGUUUUCAACAAGUCCUCCUUCACCAAGUUUCUAAUAGUAACUUAUCAACUUUUAUCUUUUAUGUGCAUUAAAUAAACAUUUUUUUUAAGUGGAAAUUGAAAUGUCAAUAAACGUAUUUUUACUUUUUCAAAGUUACUUGAAAAACAAAGAGUUUACUUUUAAGUUUUUCAAAUACCUUCUUCUAAGUUAUUCUGUAAUUAAGAAGCAAUUGGAGAGUAAUUCUUGUACAGAAUAUGUUUAAAAGCUUGAUACAUCCAGGGCCUUAAUUAGUCUUUAUUUGUUCUUCGGAGCGCGUAAACAUAUGCGAGUUACGAUUAUUUGUACCAUCUUGGAUGUACUGUUACUGUUUUGUUAUUGUUAUUUUCUGUUGUUGGCUAUUGUUAUAUUUGACGCCGAAUUUUUACCUCAAAAUUGAGGAAAUUGUUCAAUGAAAACGUGGAAAAGCUCUGAAACUUUCAGAGAAGUAGAUACUAAUGAAUAUUAUUAAUUAUCAUCUUAAUCAGGAUAACAACGAUUCUCAAUGUAUCAAGUGUAAUUAGGAAAGUAUCAGAAAUGAGUAGUAUUUGCGAAAAGACUCUGUUUCGCAUAUGACAGGAAUAUUCAUCACCUGCUGGAUUAAAAUCUCCAAAGAGCAAAUAAAUAAAAGGCAUUUCUUAAUUUCUAUUUUAUUUUAAUUUAACCCAAGUAUGUUGUAGCAAAUAUUAUUAAUGUUCGAGAACCACUGACAGAAGGAAGCCAGGCAGGGUCGUUAGUGGGCAUUAGUACUCAAGCUACCUUCAAAAGAUAGAUUAGGCUAAGUAGUAGGAAGUGACGUUUAUUUUAAUACAAGUUUGCAAAGAAGUAUUUCAUCGAUGUUGUGCAUUUACACUGUACAGACAAGUCACUUUGAGACAAUCUAUAAAUACGCGAGGCGUUGAUUCUCCCUAGCUGGGCAUUACUUUGUUUUGAUGAUUUUCUGGUAAAAUUUUAUGUAAUAAAGUCUUGAAAUCUUAAUAAUUUAUAAUACAUAUUUUUUGAUAAAUGAAAUGACAUUAUUAUGCCAUUGCGUAAAUAUAAACUCUUCAUCUAGAAUGCUUUUUUUAUAAACAAAUAAGCAAAUAAAAUACCAGGUAAAUAAUCUGCAGCGUGUAUAACCCCGCACAAAACCCGAAGAUUGCUAUUUAGUUUGGACUUGUUACAUUGGACAUCCAGCUCCAAUAAAAAAUUAUAUCGAAUUAAGGUACCAUCAAGAGUUACUAACAGUACCAAACAGUAAAUGGCAACUUCCUCUAUAUAUUGACUUGAUUAUUAGUACAGAUCACUAGAAUAUAUAGACUUCAGCUUAGACACUUACAGCAUCGACAAAAAAACGCGUCACGAAAGUACUGUUGGUCCUACAAAUAUUUUUAUGUAGUUACUGUACAAAUACUGAUAUUAGAAGGUAAUCGGUGUACCUAUUUCGAGCGAGAUGCUCAAAGAAUUCUUCACAUUUUUUGCUCAAAUUUACAAAUGCGAAAUCACCUAACACCAAAACGACUACUUGCUUUUUUAAUCAUUUGAAAUUUUAUUGUACAAACUUUUAGCAGUUUCCGUUGAACACUAAACAUGAUCAAAAAGUUAUAAUUUGGUCAUACAGUUAUUGUGAAAAAAGUCCAUUGCAUUUUAUAGCUCAAGGAAGCACAAAAAUCCUCAAUGUCAAAAUCAAACACUGAAAUCAAAGUGGUUUAGAGAAAUCAAAUAAACUAGCAAGAGUGGUCGCAUAUUCAUUGAAUAUGAUGGAAGUGACACAAUGUGAGAUUUGAAAUAACGUUGGCCUCGAUUAUGGGAAUAAGAACGAUGAGAUCAUUAAACACUAUUAAAUAGAAAACAAAAAUAGCACACUUAAAAAUAGUGGGUGCCAAUGCCAUAUUAAACCUUUCGUUCAUGGUGCAUUACUUUACUGAUAUCAAAAUGACGUGACCAGAUGCUUCUAUCCGAUUUAUUCACAAUGCACAUUAUAAUGUGUACAUAUUAGUUUUAAUUUCAAACAGUUGCUUCCAUCUAGCGUUGAUUAGUUUAAAGUAAAAAAAAUGAAAUCUAAUGAAGUAGGUUGCUGUGACGGUUACUUCAGUGUAUGGAUGUAAGGUGGCUUUUAAUAAUUUACAGAUUGGUUGUAAAUGUCAGAUAUAUUUUUGUUGGUGACUAGAAACACUUGUAUUUGCUGCAUUUAUGGUCCACUUUCCGAAGUUUUUUGUUUUUACUAUAUUUGAGUAAACUUUAGUGUAAAGUAUACAAAACCAGACAUUAUUUACAGUUGUUUAUACUUCAUUUAUUUUACAGUAUUAAAAUACAUAUAAAAAUGAGUAAAAGAAACCUGUUAAAUGAAAAACGACUGAUAGAGCUAAUUGAGGCUGGCCUAUCAGAUAUUGACGAGCUUACUGAGGAUGGCAAUGACGAUUAUUGUUGGGGGGAUAGGGAGGAAGAAGUUAGCAGUGAUGAUGAUAAUGAGUUGAAGGAAAACAGUACAGACAACGGGGAAGUUAUUCGUUCUGCUGUUGAUGGCAAGGGAGAGGGAAGAAGUUUAGAGCAUACAGAAGGUAUUUGUGAUUUUUAACGGUUAUGAAAUAAAUUGUUAUUUUUUUAGGCGAAUUAGUUGAAAAUCAGGAAACACCACCUCAUUUUAAAGAUACUGGAACAACUACUUCGGAAUGUGAACGAAGAGUAGAAUCAAGUAAGACAAUUAUGGAUAGAUUCUUGACAAACAAUGAUUUGAGUAAAAAGAAAGAUAUUAUUUGGCGCAAAAUUUACCGCCAUGAAACACCAAAGUACAUCAAUUGGCAUACUCAACAGCAAGAUGAUAUCAUAGAGCUUGAAAGUGCAUAUUUUUAUUUUAGACAAUAUUUUACAGAUGAUUUAUUUGAAAUAAUGGUAGAAAAUACAAACUUGUUCAGAAUAUGAAAAAGUUUGCUCCAACAAAUGUAGGCGAACUGAAAAAAUUUGUUGUAAUGAUGGAGAAUUUACAUUAUCCACGAAUAAAAUUUUAUUGGAGCCCACAAUUACAAGAAUCACAAGUAUUGAUAUCGCCUGUUCUAAUGCCUGGCUGGAAUACCGGCAAAAGGCGAUUGCUUUAGGUAUUCCGGACAAGAAAAUAUUUGAUUUAAUUCAUUUUAGGGCAUACAUCGCUGAAGUUUUGAUAAAAUAAGACAAAGUAUCCCCAGAAAACGGGGAUGUCCUUUGGAUACAAGAGAAUUGACGUCAUCUCAGUCACAGAAAAAACAAAAAACAGAAACUAGACCAGCAGCAGAAGUAAGGCUGGAUGGAUUUUGUCAUUAUCCUUUUCUUCUAGGUGCAAAUUCCCUAAAUGUGGUUCUAGAACUAAUUUCGUGUGUAAAAAGUGUAAUAUACACUUAUGUAUUUCAAAAAAACAAAAUUGUUUUAUGCUAUAUUUUACAAAUAAAUAAUUAGUUGCAGAUAUAUGAUUUUUAAUUGUAUUUUGUUUUCCAAAGUUGCAAGAGUUACUACAAUUUACUCACAAUGUGCAAUAUAUUGUACAGGUCAUAUACACCGUUUGUUCACAAUGUACAAUAUACUGUACAAUUCACAUCCCUUAAAAGGUGUAACAGGGAUUUUGAGAAGGCCAAAAAUUAAAAAAUAAUUAAAAGAAUAUGCCCACCAAAUUUCAAAUUAUCAUAAAAAACAAAAAUUUAUGAGCGAAAGGGUUAACCUCACACCUAAAGUUAGGUUAGAAGAUUAUAUGUCACUCAUUAUGAUUUAUGUAUGGAAUAUCGAAAAAGGAGAAGUAUUCUUGUAUACUCAAUAUAAAAUGCUAAACAUUGUAAACUGGCCAACUACUAUGAGACAACUUAGGUUUAGAAUUUUCCAACAGUAGAUUGUUUAAAAACUAAAAAGAGUACAUUUGAAUUAUCUUCAUGCCUGCUUGAUAUAUUGUAUUAUAUUUGUCAACUGUCAAUUUUUAUUCUACUUCAAAUAUAAAUUCUAUUCUAAUUACAAUCGAAAAAUGUUAAGUUAUGUUUUUACAGUGACAAUCUCGUUACUCAUUACAGAACUCCACUUUGCAAAGUUCCAUUAGAAGUUUAAAAUAUCUUACAAUAUUUUGCUGUUUAUUACGGAUGACAGUUAAACAUUAAAGAAUAGUUAAAUUUCACUUGUCAUCUGUCAUUUUAUUAUGUUUUGACAGUGUCGACGUUAUUUUUCAUUGCAGAAUCUCACUUUGCAAAAAGUUCUAUUAACUUAUAAGGAAGAUUUCAACUGAAAUUUAAUAAAAAAAAGAACAACUUAAAUUACUGGUUUUUAUUAAAUUACAUGCGAGUAAUAAUUACAAUGGUAUCCAGUGACUAGAACAUAACUUUUAAUUAAACUACUCUUUUUAGUUUUUAAACCCAGUAUAAUACUUCAAAGCAGUGUACUUGGAGGAAAAAUAUCAUGAACAAUAAGGGUAAGUUGGCUAACAAUAACCAUUUUUUGUUAUUCCUUUUUUCUAAUCUACAAUGGAUGAUCUCAAUUAAUUUGUUGAUCGAAUUAUAACUUUUCUUUCAUUAACUUUUAUAGCCAUUAAUUAACUACUGUAUUUAACGAGAAUAGCCUACCAUUUUAAUAAAAAAAUAAAAUUUCGAUUUCUGUCUCGGCAGUCGCUUUCUUCAACGAUUUCAGAGGUAGAAAUCGAAACGUCAAAUAGAACAUGUUUGAUUAAAUUUGUGGUUCGUUGAAACAGUAGUUAAUGUAGAAAUGCCAUAAGAAAAUAGUUUCAGAAGUAUAUUAGGUCAGUAAUAUGAACUUUUCAAACUACAAAAUUAAUUCAAAAACAAUUUAAGCAAUUUUAGCGGUAUAAAAGGUGUAGUAAAUAAAUUUAUAGCAAGUAUUAA
Molecule: messenger RNA, 6869 nt
Organism: Diabrotica balteata
Lineage: Eukaryota; Metazoa; Arthropoda; Insecta; Coleoptera; Chrysomelidae
Source: the annotation of a GenBank genome assembly